AUGUGCGCAAUUGUAUCCAUCCCCUUGGCCUUUAACUCUCAAGCUUUCUCGACGAACCCUGGGAGAUUUUUCUGGGAACAAGUGGGAGUAAACAUUCUCGGAACAGCAAAGAGAAUAGCUUUUAUCGGAAAUCAGUUCGGACACAUAGAUUGUUUCAAUCUCAUUGGAAGAGUCGAAAAAGAAGACGAUAUGGAAAACGACAUUGACGAGGAUAUUGGCAGAGAAGCAUAUGGUGGGUGGGAGGGGAGAUAUGGUCAUAGUGCAGAAUUUGUCAGCUUUCCACUACGCAUCUUGUUUACAAUGGGGUCUUGGUGCACUUGGGAGAAUCUUGGAGUAAAGGGAAUGGAGGAUGGAAUGAGGAUUAUGAAGUUAGCGUGA
Molecule: messenger RNA, 378 nt
Organism: Fraxinus pennsylvanica
Lineage: Eukaryota; Viridiplantae; Streptophyta; Magnoliopsida; Lamiales; Oleaceae
Source: the annotation of a GenBank genome assembly